Protopolystoma xenopodis is the source of this 330-nucleotide messenger RNA. NCBI's taxonomy places the organism in Eukaryota, Metazoa, Platyhelminthes, Monogenea, Polystomatidea, Polystomatidae. The record is from the annotation of a GenBank genome assembly.
GUUGAGUUGGCCCGAAGCAACCAUUCCUUUGCUGGUGACUUGCUCCAUUCUGUUGUGCAGGCUAGUCAGCAUUAUCAAGAUAGUUUGGCCACCAAGCCUGCCGCCGCCUCUUUGUCGCCUUUGUCGACCACUCACAGUAUGGCUGCAAAACAAGAUACGCAUGAAGAACGAGAUGUGGAGCCUGUCAUGAUAGUUAAUGAUGAGGACGACCGGCUUUCAUCAACCCAACCGUUUUCUAUGUUUGCUUCGCUGCUCCCUCCAAUUGAACAGGGUGGCCUGGCAGCCUAUGUCCGAAUGGAAGUGAAGGCACAUCUUGCGCUGGUAGGUUGA